CAAUUCCUCCUGAGGCUGGGAGCUAUAGGGGAUCAGAGCAGAAUGGGUUGGCUUGCAAAGCUGCUCUCUACCAGCCACCUCAGAGUCAAAACUGCACCUCCUUUCCUGGCUAGCUGGCCCCAGGCAUCAGCUACUUGGCUACUGCAGGUCUAUAAAGCCUUUGGGAAUAAGUAACACCAGCCAAACAGAGGGAUAAGAUGGAGAUCUUGGGUGAAUUUGACAACGAAUCCCCGCUCUACGUCUCUUUCUGCAAGCGGAUUUCCCCAGAGGACUUUGAGAAGCAAUCUUUGACGUACACCCAGAAAUCCCUGCAGGACCUUUACGCCAAAAUGGAGCAGAACCCAGGAAUCUGCGAGUCGAUUGUGCGCAAGAGGAAGAAGCUGGAGAGUGAGGAGGCGGGUAUGGCAUCCUACUUGAAGGCCAAGAUCUCUUCACUGUUCAAACACAGCAACUCAAUGGAAAUGGAGGAGAUCCAAGAAGAGGUGGAACAGCUGAAACGGGAAAUGCAGAAGGCCAGCAACUACGCUUUUGCGGCCAAGAGGGCAUCACAGUUGGAGAGACAGGCAAGGAAGACCAGGCCAGGCCAGGCCAGGCUUCCGGAGCAGGUUAUUGCAGCCAUGCCCAAAGUCUUUGGUCCUUACCCAAAGCAGGCAGAAAGAUUGACGGGUUCUCUGAACGCGGACUUGAAGCAGCCCCACGUUGGCAUACCACCAGUCAAUCAAAAGAGCAGUACAGUCGACCUGUAUCCUGUCAUGCUGAGCCCUGGUGGCUGCCGUUCCUCAUUCCUGGGUAGCAAUGCCUUCAGCAGGGCAAAGCCCUCCACUUUUCCGAGGUAG
This is a messenger RNA of Lacerta agilis (Sand lizard), 836 nucleotides long. RefSeq lists its product as uncharacterized. Bases 198 to 836 code for a protein of 212 amino acids. The transcript is spliced from 6 exons. The record is from RefSeq and is a predicted model, not a curated record. NCBI's taxonomy places the organism in Eukaryota, Metazoa, Chordata, Lepidosauria, Squamata, Lacertidae.